Messenger RNA from Telopea speciosissima, 1339 nucleotides. Its product is annotated as receptor like protein 21-like. NCBI's taxonomy places the organism in Eukaryota, Viridiplantae, Streptophyta, Magnoliopsida, Proteales, Proteaceae. The transcript has 3 exons. Gene Ontology annotation, molecular function: protein binding. The record is from RefSeq and is a predicted model, not a curated record. Bases 32 to 1339 code for a protein of 435 amino acids.
UAGUAAGCUAACAUAUCUAGAGAUACUUAACAUGCAAGGUAAUUUUUUAGAAGGAAACAUCCCAAAUGAUUUUUCUAAACUUUCAACUACAUUUCUUGACCUAGCUGAAAACCAUCUUUGGGGCUCUUUACCAUCAAUAUUCAACUUAACAAGUUUAUACCAUCUACAUUUGCAUGGAAAUGAAUUCACAUGGUCACCAUCAGUUUAUUUUGUGAACAAUUCAAAUAUGGUGACUUUGGAUAUAGGAGAUAACAACCUAUAUGGUAGUAUUCCUCAUUGGAUAAGUGAGCUAUCUAAUUUGAGAGUUCUUUUUGUUGAACAGAACCAUUUAGGUGGUAAAAUACCAGAAUACUUGUGCCAAUUGACUUGGAUAAGCUUAAUGGAUCUUUCCCAUAACAGCUUUUCUGGAUCAAUACCUCCAUGUCUCAAUAACAUCACAUUUGGGAGGAUAAGAAGCCCAGAGGCACCUAAAUAUUUUGGGUAUUACCCAAUCUCUGAAUUCCAUUUCCAUUCAAAUUUAAACUUGGAUGAGGAUUACAUAAGUUGGGAAUAUGGUGAAGUAGAUGAAGUGUUCAUUACAAAAAGUAGGUCUAAUUCCUUUAAGGGUAAGAUCCUUGAGAUUAUGUUUGGGUUGGAUUUAUCUUGCAACAAUCUCAUAGGUGAGAUCCCACAUGAAUUAGGAGACUUGACUGGAAUCCGAGCAUUAAAUUUGUCAUACAAUCAAUUGACUGGAUCCAUUCCAAGAACUUUUUCAAACCUAACACAAGUAGAGAGUUUAGAUCUUUCCUACAACAACCUAAGUGGGGAAAUCCCUUCAGAACUAACCUCACUAUAUACUCUUGAGGUAUUCAGCGUGGCACACAACAACUUAUCAGGAAGGACACCAGAAAUGAAAGCACAGUUCUCAACUUUCAGUGACACAAGUUAUGAGGGAAACCCAUUUCUUUGUGGUCCACCUUUACCAAGAACCUGUUCAGAAUCCGGUGGAAAACCAACCAGCAGCACGCCCACAGAAACUUCAAAUGGCGUCGAGAAGGAGGAUGAUAUCGACAUGAACAUGUUUGUUUGGUUCUCUACAUCAACCCUUAUUGGCGACGAAUGUGGUUUUGCUUCAUCGAAGAAUGUUUUCUUAGAUACUUACUAUGAGUUAUCCAAAUCCAUAAUUUCUAUUGAAGUGGAACACGAGAUCUUGCCUGGGCCCAGCAUUUUGACAAGCAGGGCACAAACCCACUGCGCUUCAGCACUCGCGGCUGCUUAUAAAAUGUUGAAAGUGUAUAUACCGGAAGCUGUUCAAGAUUCAAACUUUGAACGUCUUAGAGGUUUGAACCUUGAUCUUUGA